AAUGGCCAAAUAUCUAUUGAAACUGACAAGAUAGAAUGUGUUUCUUUAGAAGUGAAAUACUGAUGGCACAAUUGCAAACCGUGCCAACAAGGAGGGGAAAAAAUGAAGAGAAAACUAAAGAAACUAGAAUGGAUGUUCAAAGAACUUUCAACGGAGCUAAGAUUCAAAAGGGACAUGUACAAGAAAUGGAAAGGGGGAAGAGUCACCAAGGAAUGUAAACGACUAACCAACAUAAGUAGGGAAAAGAUCUAACAAUCUAAAUCAGAAAAUGAGGCCAGAAGAAGAAAUGAGCCAAGAGUAGGGUCUGUGCCUGGAGAAGGUGGUGAGAUGCUAACCAGGGAUAGGGAAGAGGUAGAACACGGCCUCAGUCUUCUCCCAAAAGGAAAUGGGUAUUCUGCCUGACGAAGAUGGAGCAACUGGAGAAAUGCAACCCAAAAUAGAUAAAGAAGUGGCCCAGGAAUACCUGGCCACUCGAUGAAUCCACGUCUCCAGGGCCAGGUGAACUACACCCAAGAGUAUUGAACUAACAGCAGUAAUCCCAGAACCACUGUCAAUCCUCUUUGUUCAUUUUUGGGAACAGGAGAAAUCCCAGCAGGCUGGAGGAGGCAAAGGUUGUCUCUAUCUCCAAGAAUGGACCAAAAAGAGGUCCCCUAACAAUGACCAUCCAGUAAUCUUGACCUGGCCCAUAAGCAGUUGAAGCAGCUGUUUAGACUCUUGAAUUUUUAUAAGGAGGAGAUUGUUUGAUGUGGAUUGAUAAUCGUUAUAGAGGGAGCAGAUCUGUUUGUUGGCUAUUAUGCGCUCUUUAUCGAACUAGUUUUUGUGUCUGACCCUGGACUGCCACGGCGUUCUUUGCCAAUCGUAUAAGGGAUUCAAACCAGGUGGAUUUGUAAUGGUUUGGGAGACAAAGGGUGGAGUGCCGCAGAGUUCUGUCCUAGGCCUAGUACUGCUCAAGAUGCGCAUCAUAUUUUGAGAUGACACCAAAUUAGCAGGGAUAGAAUUAACAAUGGCCUGAACAUGUUAGAAAGCUGAGCCAAAACUAACACAAUUAAUUUCAACAAGAAUAUAUCUAGAGUAGUACACUUAGGCAGGAGGAAAAUGCUAGUUCUGGGCACCUCAAUAAAGGCUGGAACAUGCUCAGAUUCCAUUUCUGAUUCUACAUAUCAAUUAAGAAAUUGUUGUUAACUGUGACCAACCCGUCGUCUCUACAAAGCUUACAACUAUGGCAUGGAGGCCUUGGCCCUUUCCCUUUCAAACAACCAACAGGAAUGUAAAUCUACUUUAAAGAAUUUCUUGUUAUUAUUUUUCAUGAUAGCUCUCACGUGAGGAGGGAAUCUCUUCUUCUUCCGCCAGGGCCCAAUCGCCUUUGAGGACGUGGCUGUGGAUUUCUCCCUGGAGGAGUGGGUUCUCCUGAAUCCGGACCAGAAAGCCUUGCACAAGCAGAUCAUGGAGGAGAUGAAUGGGAUUGUGGACUCUCUUGUAGGUAACGGGGAGAAGAGCCAUGUAUGCACCAAAUACAGGAAACAUUUUGGACACAACUGGGGCCUUCGUCAACAGCAGCAAGCCCACAGAGAAGAUGGAGGUUCUGCCAAAGAAAGGCCUGACAAAUGCAGUGUAUGUGGGAGGUGUUUUACUCAAAAUAUGGCACUUGUGCUUCACAAGACACUCGAUGUUGGGAAAAGCCAUCUUAAAGGGAAAGUAUCUGCAAAAUGUGUGGUGAAACACAAAAAAAUUCACACAGGUCAGGAACCAUACAGAUGCCAAGAGUGUGGGAAGUGUUUUGCUUCCAGUUCAGCCUUGUUGAGCCACAAAAGACUCCACACAGGAGAGAAGCCAUACCAGUGCCAGGAGUGUGGGAAAUGUUUUGCUUCCAGUUCAACCUUGGUGAGCCACAAAAGACUCCACACAGGAGAGAAGCCAUACAAAUGCCAGGAGUGUGGGAAAUGUUUUGCUUCCAGUUCAACCUUGGUGAGCCACAAAAGACUCCACACAGGAGAGAAGCCAUACCAAUGCCAGGAGUGUGGGAAAUGUUUUGCUUCCAGUUCAACCUUGGUGAGCCACAAAAGACUCUACACAGGAGAGAAGCCAUACCAAUGCCAGGAGUGUGGGAAAUGUUUUACUUCCAGUUCAACCUUGGUGAGCCACAAAAGACUCCACACAGGAGAGAAGCUAUACAAAUGCCAGGAGUGUGGGAAAUGUUUUACCGACAGUUCAGCCUUGUUGAACCAGGAGUGUAGGAAAUGUUUUGCUGACAGUUCAACCUUGGUGAAACACAAAAGACUCCACACAGGAGAGAAGCCAUACCAGUGCCAAGAGUGUGGGAAAUGUUUUGCUUCCAUUUCAGACUUGGUGAGGCACAAAAGAAGUCACACAGGAGAGAUGCCUUACAAAUGCCAUGAAUAUGGAAAAUGUUUUACUCGGACUUCAUCCCUUAACCAGCACCAGAGAACACAUACAGGCUAAAAAACAGCCAUUGUGGGUAAAUGUCUGAUUUCAAACAGGACCCUUUGAGAAGUUCUGCGUCAGAUUUGGUGGAGUCCCCGCUCUUGUUAUUUGAACCUGUAAGUUGGAGGUCCUGUUCUCUGGAGCAGCAGAAAGCAAGCUCUGUGUGACAGUGUACAGAUGUGUGAGGGAAGAAUCUUUUUGAUCCCACCACACACACAGAUACCACCAAUUAUAAAGAUGUCUUAUGGAUGAUGAUUUUAAUUAUUUAUUUAUUUAAUUAUCUUCUUCGCUGCCACCAAUGGAGGAGAUGUCGGCAGAUGGCACUGGUUCUUUUUAUACCUUCUUUGUUUAUUUUACCUCAGAUGUUGAUAUUGCUUAACUUGGUAUAUAAUUGUGACAGAGACUUAGAUGGAAUUAAAUCAAAACAAGUUUAUUGCUUGUA
Messenger RNA from Anolis carolinensis (green anole), 2884 nucleotides. Its product is annotated as zinc finger protein 726-like. NCBI's taxonomy places the organism in Eukaryota, Metazoa, Chordata, Lepidosauria, Squamata, Anolidae. The coding region runs from base 1444 to 2460 and encodes 338 amino acids. Gene Ontology annotation, biological process: regulation of transcription by RNA polymerase II. The transcript has 2 exons. Gene Ontology annotation, molecular function: RNA polymerase II cis-regulatory region sequence-specific DNA binding; DNA-binding transcription factor activity. The record is from RefSeq and is a predicted model, not a curated record.